UAGGAGUGGGACGGUCCAUGGAGGCCAAACUGGCAUCUUUGGGAAUUAAGACUUGUGGAGACCUGCAGUACAUGACCAUGGCAAGACUCCAGAGGGAAUUUGGUCCCAAGACAGGGCAGAUGCUGUACAGGUUCUGCCGAGGUUUGGAUGACAGACCAGUUCGAACUGAAAAGGAAAGAAAAUCGGUUUCAGCUGAGAUCAACUAUGGAAUAAGGUUUACCCAGCCCAAAGAAGCAGAAGCUUUCCUUCUGAGUCUUUCAGAGGAAAUUCAAAGACGGCUUGAAGCUGCUGGCAUGAAGGGUAAACGCCUGACUCUCAAAAUAAUGGUACGGAAGCCGGGGGCCCCUAUAGAAACUGCAAAAUUUGGAGGCCAUGGAAUUUGUGAUCACAUCGCCAGGUAAGCUUAUCUUAAAAAGGAUA
Molecule: messenger RNA, 420 nt
Organism: Myotis brandtii (Brandt's bat)
Lineage: Eukaryota; Metazoa; Chordata; Mammalia; Chiroptera; Vespertilionidae
Product: DNA repair protein REV1-like
Exons: 2
Coding region: 18-401 (127 amino acids)
Biological process (GO): error-prone translesion synthesis; error-free translesion synthesis
Cellular component (GO): nucleus
Molecular function (GO): deoxycytidyl transferase activity; DNA-directed DNA polymerase activity; damaged DNA binding
Source: RefSeq, a predicted model, not a curated record